Messenger RNA from Dimorphilus gyrociliatus, 4626 nucleotides. The record is from the annotation of a GenBank genome assembly. Lineage: Eukaryota; Metazoa; Annelida; Polychaeta; Dinophilidae.
AUAAGAAUUUUUUUUAUAAUUUGUUUAUAGCUAUUUAAGUUGUUCUUAAGUUUAUAAAAAUUAAAAAAUUUUCCUAAAUUUUCCCUUAUCUAUCUGUAUUCCAAUAGGCGGAAGAAGAACUAAAUGCCUCACAACACGUGGUGAACAGACAAAUUGUGACGUCACCGGUUCCCCUCUACCCUUCUCAAGAAUUAUAUAUAUAUACCUAUAUUUAUUUGUUUUUUGAACAAAUUUGAUCAAUGAAUAUAUCUCUUAACGAAGACAUGAAUAAACAUGAGAGAUUCGAUGAAAAUGAUCUAAGACGAAAUUUAAGGAAAAUUUUCCUUGAUAUCAGCCGCUCCAAUCCCAAUGAUCAUUUUCAGCAGAAUCAAUUUUUAACUACAGAUAUGUUUAAUCUUAAAAAGAGCCAUUUGGAUAUAAUAAUUAACUUUUUAAUUCACUGGUCAAAAUGCUCCUUAAAUAACAGAAUUUUAGCAACAUCGGUUUAUAUUACGUACGCAAGAAGCGUAUUUUGUCACUCUAGAGCCACAGCUACCGAAAAAGAUGUCGCACGGGCGGCAAGCGAGUACUUCUCUGAUCAUGGAGAUUUACAUACAUUUCUCAAAGUUUUUGAUAAAUGGUUAGCUCUACCAGUAGAUGAGAGAAAGAUAUUUUGUGAGAAAAAUUGCCUUGAUUAUUAUUAUUUGGCUUACAUUGAUUUUUACGUUAGCCAAUUAAAGAAUUUGUUUUGCGAUUGUUUGUUAAAUGACGAUGAUCUUCCCUUGAAAUCGUUGAUUACGUUCUUACAUGAGCAUCUUGUUGUAUAUUCCAAAUAUGAUAGAAUUGGAUACAUGAAUUCAUCAAAAAAUUAUCUUCGGAUGCAUCCUGAAAGCGUUUUCAAAACGAACUAUCUGAGCCCUCCAGACUAUGCCCUUGCAAUUCUAGACUAUCAUUCAACUGAUCGAAUUUUUGUAAUAAAGCUAGAUUUAGAAGAUUCAACUUAUCUACGAGACCUUGAUUUAGCAGUUAAGAAAGAAAAUAUAGAACGAUAUGCAUUUGGUCCUUUUUCACAAAGUUUUCUUCUUGAAUUAAAAUUAAAUAGUUUUCAAAAUAUUCAACGCGAAUUGAAAUAUGAAUUUCAAGAUAUCUCAGGCGAGGCAGAGAAAAGGCAACUAAGCUCUUUCAUCAUCUGUGAUGUUGAGAAUGAAUACUUUGUAGUGUACUCUACUGUAAUUCUAAAUACCGAGACCAUUUCUGAGAAAAUUAAUGCAGUUGUUCAAAUAUGGACGGAAGAGGAAAUUUUUACUGAUUCUAAAUUAAUAAAUUAUCCACACAAGAAAGCUCCUUUGGAAGUGUGCGUUAAACCAGGAUUCGAAAUUGAGCCAAGCUUGGGUAAAAAUUAUAAGAGCUUUUUCAUUUACAUUGAUAAAACGAUUCUUCAACUAUCAAGAAAAACUCAAAGUAUUGAUAUAAAAAAGGAACUAAUACAGAAACUUAACAAUUCUUUUGCAUUUUCCGUGGAUGAUUUCAGAGUAUGUAGAUAUAGAAACUCUACACAAUUUCCUUAUCUUUGGGGAAAGUUAAUUCUACAGACCGUCAAUUCAUACGAAUUUCUCGAUUUGAAUCAAUCUAACACAUGGUAUGGUUUAUCAAAAGUCUUACUAAAUAGUGAAGAAAGAGCCAUCGGUCCCUGUGUUGAUUUAGAAUUAAAAGCAAGAAACGAUACACAGACGGCAUUUUUAAUUUGCUUUGAAGGUGAAGAAAAAGAUUGGAGUGCAGGUCUUCUUGUUCACAGAGUGUUUGGUUCGAUUCAAAAUGUAUCUGAAAGAGUUGUUUACCUAGAACUAAGCAACUCGCUUGAUUCUAACUCUUUUAUUUAUCCAUCAGAGGACGACAUAAAAAAAGAAUUUUCUUUUCAAUACCAUGUCGAAGUUGUAUGGGUUAAAUCUGUUCAACAGCAGGAGCCAAUAUCAAUCAGUCAGAUUUGUUCAAUGGCAGACAGCUUGCAAGAUAUGUUUAAUCAUUUUUACAAGGACUCUUUUUUCCAAAUUUAUGAAAUGAACUCUUCUGAAUCCCUUUUAAGAGCAAGACUAUUUUUCAAGAAUCCACAGGAGAUAAUAAGCCUAAUUUCAACGGAACAUAGUUUUCCACUAAAUCAUCGUGUACGCAUCAAGGCUUCUUCUUACAAGUUAUCGGUUAGUUAUGAUCCUUAUGUUUAUUUCCAAUUAAAUUCAUUGGAAUAUGACUGCUUAAAAUCAAAUAUAUACUUUUUCACGGAAUUAUUUGAAUUCAAAGUUUUGAAAAAAACUAAUCAACAAACUCAAAAUGUUGAAUUAAAGUUUAUAAUUGAUAGACCUUUGGAUAUUUUUGUUUUGAGUCAUUUCAUAAACUAUUUACAACAAUUAAGAGAAAUACUGAACGAGGGAAAGAAUACUUUUAAUUCAAAAUGUCGAAUACAGUCCGAUCAUACUUAUCAAAAAAUUCCAGAGGAAAAGUUAAAGCUAUUAACAACCCAAAUGUUCGACAGGCUGUUAGUUCAUGAUGAUGCAUUUUUGGUUCAUAAUAAUAUACUUUUGGAAAAGUCUUCGCAUUAUUUAAGUUUAUAUAAUAGUGAUAUCAAUUUACAACUCAACGAUUUGUGCGAUCUAGAAUGUUCAAAGCAAUUUCUCUCCACUGUAGUAAAGAAGCUUUAUAUAAGAUCUACAUUCGAAGAAACUUCUAACCUUCCAUCUAAUACUUGUGGCAAUGAAGCUACAUUGCUUUUCAAGGUCGUGGGAAGGAUAAGACACAACUGCAGUUUCGAAAUUGAUUAUGAUAGCUUAUAUAUUCCUGCAGAAAAUUACAUAAUGGAUGAUUUAGCGAAGAGUUCUAAGCAGUGCGAAUUGCCUAUAUUAAACAGUGCAUUCAAGCAAACGAUAACGGAGACUAAUGAAGAACGAAAUAUUCAAAUUCAUGCUAGGAGCCUAAAUGCUUUGUUUAAUAAGUUUGGAUUUAGAAAACUGUCUGGAGAUGUUUGCGGCAUAGAAUACACUCUCAAAGGUUGUCACUUGAAAAAUAUUGCAACUCAAACAGAGAUUCAAACAUACUUUGGGGUAGAUUUAUUUGUCGACGAGGAAUCAGAUACUGAACGGAUUAUCUCAUUAAAUGAUAAGUGUAUACAAACAACUAAAAUUAGUGAAUCAAUGAAUUAUACGAACUCAUCUCAAAGUAUACUUUGGCAAGCAUUCAAGAAACACGAAAUGGAUAUUGGUUUAUUGUCUGAAUUCCUCGUUACUUAUGCAUUUGAUAUUGCCCCACCUAUGACCUAUAUGAAAAAUCUGCAUAUAGCUUUCGCGAAAGCUCGAGAAAACUUGAAUGAUGUAAUUUAUAAUAAACGAGCGGAACUUGGAAAUAUUAAAAUAAUAAAAAAUCACCGACAAUUACUGCUAAUGUCGAUAGAUAUGCAAGCCCUGUCAAAUGCAGCAUUUAUUAUUGGUAACUUUCUAACAAAUACUCGACAUUGUUGCAUUUGCUUUGAGACAGAAGUUUGCGAUAAUACAAUGGAAUUAACAUUAUGUGGACAUUUCUAUUGUGUUUCUUGUUUAAAAAAUCAGCUUAGUGCAUCGAAAUCUAUGACAUUUGAAUAUCCCCUGUUGUGCGCAGAAGAUAAGUGCUAUAAACCAAUACUUAUGCAAGACAUAAAAAAAGUUAUAAGUACUGAAGAUGUCGCUAGCUUCAUUCAGCUAUCAAUGAACAGAUUCAUUGCAAUGAAUAAAAAUUUAAUUCGAGUCUGCCCAACGUCCGAUUGCGAAUAUGUCUUUGCUACAACCACUGUUAGAAAUAUGUUUAAAUGUCCAGGAUGUAAAACCAAAACCUGCACAAACUGCAAUCGAACCUGGCAUGAAGGUAUACCGUGCGAUUUCUUUAGUUCAUCUAAAGAAAUAGAUCCAAAACUAACAGAAUGGAUGAAGCGUAAUCCAAAGAAUAGAAAAUUAUGUCCCAACUGCCUAAUCGGUAUAGAAAAAUUAGAAGGAUGUAAUCAUGUCAUUUGUUCUCUGUGUAAACAAGAAAUGUGUUGGGAAUGCUUAAACAAGCUGGAAGAAUGCAUAUGCCAGGAAGACGACUCUGACAAUAAUAAUUCUGAUUCCGAUGAUCAAUCUCUGAAUAGUGUCUCUGACAUGGAGGCAACGGCUUCUUCAAUAACUUAUAACUUUGAUAUAAUGACUGAUGAAGAAACUGAAAAUUCACCAAAUCUUAUGGAAGAUAUGUUGCCAGAAGCAAUUAAUCUGAGACAAACAAAUCAGGAAAUUUCAACCACUUUAUACGUCUUAAACUCCAAUACUCCAACGAACUUAUUAGAUUCUACUGAAGAUAAACAUUUUGAAAAUAAAUAUGCAGUAAAUUUGAACACGUCUGAAAAUAUUGGAGAAAAUUAUUGGACAGACGUGUUUGAAAUUAUCAAUGAGCAGACGGGAGAUAAUUAAACUCAAAAAAAUUAAAUGUAUAUAACUUUUUCUGUUCAGAAAAAACGGUUAUCACCUGGUUUAUACAAGUAUUGCUAAAAUAACGUAAAAUAAAAUUACUUCAAGAGUUGUUUGUUAUCUUCAUAAGAAAAAAGUCUUAACACCUAGAUAUUAACUACGGCCUACAAAAAGAUGUCAUAGGAGA